AGUGUGAGCCAUUUCGGGUCUCAGAGCCGUUUCUCGCGCGGGCACGCGGCUUUGGUCAAGGUCGACGUUGGCCGCGCCUGCGGCGCGGAACACCUGGAGAAAUGCCGAAGGUCUCGCGUGGGGCGAUAUGGACCAUGCACCCUUGGCACGAACAUGGGCCUUCUCGGAAUCUGUUGGCCCGAAGAAUCAAGAGCACUUUUGGCUCACUGAUUACUUUGGGAAUUGUCUAUCCCUUUGUUCUUCAAGUCUUGGAGUACACAAGCGUUUGCUUGUACAAAAAGGAUGGGAGACGGGAGAUGGUACUUUGUCAUGUUUUACUCUCUCGGAUCAGGGAGUCACGACGUUUUCAAGUGAAGCUCGACGUUGUUUCUCUCUCUUCAGCAUCGGUUCGGCGUCGGCCUGUCGUCUUGAGGUCUUCUGUGCGUCGGCGUCGGCGUCGUCAGGUCCGCAAACAUCCCAACUCCGUCGUCGAGGUGUCAAGCCCCUGACAACAUCUGCCGCUGGUGUCAAGGCCCUGGCAUGUUCUCCGAACGGAGAGCUGGAAAGAGGAGUUUUGCUCCAGUGUGGCUAUGUAGGCUUGACAAUGUUGUGGCAGGUGUAUGGCAUUCUGGUCUUGUUGGCUUUAACAGACCACCGGGGCGCUUGGGUUCCAUGCAAGAAGCUUCAAAGCUAUAUGCAAGGGUUUGGCUCCAUGAAAUCUCAAAGCUGCUGAACAUAUCUCCAUCACAAGCUCCUGAGUUACUCAAUCAAUUUGCCAGAACCUCUUCAGACAUUUCCUGAGUCACUAGAGUCAGUGAAAGCUGCUGAGGUACUUAAUCGUUUUGAUGGACAUGUUGAACUUCGGGAUUGUCUUCCCACUGCUGCCAUCGAUUGCAGAGGAGUUCAAUGCCUCGGCGAUGCAGGUCGGAAGCUUAGCCACCUUCUUCUCCGUGGCGCAAGUGAUCUUUACACCUGUUCUAGGCUGGGCCUCCGAUAAGUUCGGUCGACGCCCGGUGCUGCUGAUCGCCGUGGCGGGCACGACGGCCUCCACGGUGUUGACGGGAGCGGCCUGGAACUUCACCAUCAUGUGCGUGGCACGCGCCAUCAACGGCGCUAGUGGUGGCACUGUGGGCAUUGCGAACGCCUACAUUGCGGAUGUCACCAAUAGUAUAGAGAAGCCCACCUACAUCUCCUACCUCCAAGCAUGUAACUCGGUGGGCAUCAUCAUCGGUCCCGCCUUGGGUGGAGCCCUCAGUCGCUGGGGCUUCGCCCUGCCCUGCUACGUCUCCGCUGCCUUGAGUGGGCUGAACUUCCUUGUGGCCCUCUUCUUCCUGGUGGAGCCCCGAUCUUCCCAGCGAGAGGCAGCUGUGAACUUGACACAUCCCACACCUGAUGAGGGCGCACAAGAAGGAACCACUGGCACUGGCAUUCACGAGAAUGUCCACAGCGCGGUGGGCAGCAAUGCCCGUUUGCGGACGCGCGCCUCAUCGGUGGACACAGGGUUAGAUUACAUCCCCUGCUCAGCUGGUUUGCUCUUCGCUGCGGGUUUCCUUUUCAUGCUGGGCUUCGCCUCCUUCGAAAGCGUCACAGGAUACUACUUGAUGGACAGGUUGUUCAACCACAACAAAGAAACCAGCGGGCAGUUCUAUGGCCUGCUUUUCACAAUAGCCGGGAUAGCCAUGCUCCUCACCGCGCUCUUUAUCUACAAGCCCCUGCUGGGCUGCAUCGGCGAGUUCCCCACCGUGGCCCUGGGGGGCGUCUUCCGUUGCGCGGGCUUCUUGGGGAUGUCCUUCGCCACCAGUCCGGUGCUGUUCGCUUGUGCAGCGAUCGUGCAAGUGGUAGGAGGAAAUCUCAUCUCUCCGACCACAUCCUCCCUUUUGACCACGAUUUGCUCGAAGAAGAUCUAUGGCAAGGCUCUAGGCUACCAACAGUCCUUUCAGUCGGUGGCCCGGAUCUUCGCCCCCACCAUCUUCGGGUAUUUGUACGACCAUUACGAUCAGCGCCUCACCUUUUGGAUCAAUGCCGCCACCACAGUCAUCGCGGUGCCGCUCAUCUUGGCGGUGCCAAGGCCUGCGAGCCCCAUGAAUGCCCAGGAAGUGGAGCAGAAUUGUGAUAGCUUGGAACGGCAGAAGUCCGUUCCACCCACCUUACCCUCUCUGGAGGGCACCGAGCACCAUCCCACCCUGCGGCGGCAGCUCUCCAGAAGUGCUACCGAGUCACAUCAAAGUCAGAGCCUGCAGCCGGUGGUUGAGGAUGCUUAGGCGAGCGGAGGCCGAAGCCUAGGUCCAGCAGGUCUCAAAAAGGGACAUUCUGCUGAAGCUCGAUGUGUAAAGUGGAGGGCACCCAGCCCAGGAGAACUCAUUGAAGACUUGUAUUUGAGGUCG
Durusdinium trenchii is the source of this 2363-nucleotide messenger RNA. Lineage: Eukaryota; Dinophyceae; Suessiales; Symbiodiniaceae. The record is from the annotation of a GenBank genome assembly.